AAUCGUUCAAACAAACUCAUCCCACUUUCUCAAUAUGGCUGCCUUCCACUUUGCAUUGGUACUACUAACUUUGCUUUCGUUACAAUUCUCCGAAGCUUCUCGGCUUAGUCUCUUUGCUUCGACUAAUGAUGCACAAGCAGCCAAUAGCACGAAAUGGGCAGUUCUUGUUGCCGGUUCAAAUGGGUACUCCAACUAUCGCCAUCAGGCGGAUGUUUGUCAUGCAUAUCAAAUACUGAAAAGGGGUGGUUUGAAAGACGAGAAUAUUAUCGUGUUCAUGUAUGAUGACAUUGCGAAUAACACGAUGAAUCCAAGGCCUGGUGUCAUAAUUAAUAGUCCCAACGGCUCCGAUGUUUAUGCUGGUGUGCCAAAGGAUUACACCGGAGAUUACGUGACAGCAGCCAAUUUCUACGCUGUGCUUCUUGGCAAUUCCUCGGGAUUAACAGGUGGAAGCGGGAAAGUUGUAGCAAGUAAACCCGGAGAUAAGAUCUUUGUGUAUUUCACCGAUCAUGGUGGCCCUGGACUCCUCUGUAUGCCGAACUUGCCUUACAUUUAUGCGAAUGAUUUCAUUCAGGUUUUGAAAACAAAGCAUGCGAGUGGUACAUACGAUGAGAUGGUGUUAUACGUCGAAGCAUGUGAAAGUGGAAGUGUUUUUGAAGGCCUGUUGCCAGAAGAUUUGAAUAUCUAUGUUACAACAGCAUCGAAUGCAAACGAAAGUAGUUGGGGUACAUAUUGCCCUGGGUCGUUAACUCCCCCGCCUCCGGAGUAUAACACUUGCUUAGGUGACUUAUACAGUAUCUCAUGGAUGGAAGACAGUGACGUGGCAGAUUUGAAUACUGAAACGUUAGAAGAACAAUACUUGAAGGUAAAGGCAAGGACUUUAAAUAACAACACCGUGGGAUCUCAUGUGAUGCAAUAUGGUACACAACUCAUAAGCAAUGAGACUGUUUCGGUUUAUCAAGGUUCUGGGACUUUGAACUCCACCUCGAAUACAUUCCAAUCAAUAAGCUUCAUGGGCGUGGUUGAGCAAAGAGCUGCAGACGUUUAUUCAAUGCGGAAAAUGUACGAGAGUUCAACACUAGAAGCACAGCAGAAGAUUGAACUACUCAAGGAAAUCAAGGAAAUAACUUCGCAUAGGGCACAUUUGGACAGCACUAUCGAAUCGAUCAAAGGAGAGUUGCUAGACCAAGAAUACCUAAAGGAGAGAGCUCCAGGAUCAGUCCUAGUGGACGAUUGGGAUUGUCUUAAAUCCAUGAUUCGAACAUUUGAGAAAUACUGUGGAUCGCUAACUCAAUAUGGCGUGAAACAUACAAGAACAUUUGCUAACAUGUGCAACAAUGGUGUUACGAUGGAUGCUAUGGAUGAAGCUUCAAAGGGAAGAUGUGGGUCUUAUAGCAUGGGGAAGUGGAAUCCUGCGACAGUUGGUUAUAGUGCUUAA
Messenger RNA from Lactuca saligna, 1435 nucleotides. The record is from the annotation of a GenBank genome assembly. NCBI's taxonomy places the organism in Eukaryota, Viridiplantae, Streptophyta, Magnoliopsida, Asterales, Asteraceae.